Messenger RNA from Tetrahymena thermophila SB210, 5496 nucleotides. Its product is annotated as ABC transporter family protein. The transcript is spliced from 3 exons. NCBI's taxonomy places the organism in Eukaryota, Ciliophora, Oligohymenophorea, Hymenostomatida, Tetrahymenidae. Gene Ontology annotation, biological process: transmembrane transport; lipid transport. Gene Ontology annotation, molecular function: ATP binding; ATP hydrolysis activity; ABC-type transporter activity. The record is from RefSeq and is a predicted model, not a curated record. Gene Ontology annotation, cellular component: intracellular membrane-bounded organelle; membrane.
AUGAAAUUUUCAACUCACCUUAAAGCGCUAAUGCGCAAAAAUUAUAUACUAUGGAAGAGAAACUGCUGCUGCUCUUGCUUAGAAGUAUUUCUACCAGUUUUCCUCUGCUGUUUCUUUUUCCUAAUUAGAUCAUAGGUUUCAAUCGAUUACUUAGAUUAAGAGAGUUUCAUAGACCCAUAUUAUGUUUCUAAAAAUUAUGCUGAUAACUUAUUGCCAGUAUAUUCUACAUUUCUUCCUGAUAGCACUCCUGUCAACGAUCCCAUUCACAACAUACCUCUGCCAAUCUAAAUAAAAGAUUGUUUAACUGGAAAAACUAGUGAUUUUCCAGAUUAUAGAAAUGGUUAUAUUGCUAUGGUAGACCCAGGAAACCUGCUUUAACCAUUAGCAAAUAUUUUUACUAAUUACAAAAAAUAUAAAGUGAAAUCCUAUAACAAUAUUUAAGAUUUAACAGAUUAUAUUAGCGGUUCAGGAUACAAUCAAGAUAUUUGCUUUGGUGUAGCAGUAGAUUCUUAUUAAAACAAUAAUUUCAAAUAUAGGCUCCUCUUUAAUACUUCUGAUUAAAAUCAAUUAGAAGUUCCGAAUACGUUAGAUCCAAGUGUUCUCACUUAUGUUUAUCAAAUGAUUAAAGACUAUUUUUACCCUUGGAGAGAUAAUGGAUUCUUGACAAUUCAAAAUUGGAUAGAUAAUAUCAUUUUUAGACAGGUAGCAAAUAAUUAGAAUAUGAAAAUAUUCUCUAGCAUUACUUCUAUGACUAUUGAGAAAUAUGGUAAUGAUCCUCUUUCCACUACUUUGAAAGGAAAUUUUGCAGUAUAUGUCAUUUUACCUAUGAUUUUGGUUUACCUCAGGAUGACUUAUGGUUUACUAAUUGAAAAAGAAAAGAAAAUUAGAGAAGGUAUGAAAGUUAUGGGUAUGAGCGAUGCGAGCUUUUAUGUUUCUUGGGUUUUAUAUUAUUUCAUUAUAUAUGUCUUGAUUAGUUUAUUAGUUGCUUCAGUUUUAAAUGGUGCAAUUUUCAAACACACAGAUUGGAGUGUCCUCUUUAUAUGGCACUUGCUUUUUGGUAUCUCCCUCAUUUUUUAGAGUCUCUUUAUUACAACUUUCUUCACAAAGGCAAGAAUUGGAAAUAUAGUCGCAAUGGUUUUCUUCUUAUUUUAGUACAUGGUUGUUUUUAUCGUUUAAGGUAAUUCUGAUCCAACUGAAUAAACCAAGGUCAGUGCAUCUAUUCUCUCUCAUACAGGAACUACUUUUGCCUGUGAUGUUUUCUUGCUCAUAGAGGCCUAAUAGAGAGGUAUUACUUGGUCUAAUCUAGGAUAAACCAUUGAUAAUUACUCAAUUUCUGUCAAUAUGGGAAUGAAUAUUCUUAAUAUCUUUAUAUUUAUUAUUCUUUCUAUUUACUUUGACUAAGUUUUCCCAAAUGAUUUUGGUAAAAAGUAACAUCCUUUAUUCUUCAUUAAUUGGAUAUGGAGAAAGAAGCUCACUCCUGAGUAAAAAAGAUAAAGACUUUUAGGCAAAGUAAAUGAUGAAGAAGCUGCAAUCAAUUUUGAUGAUAAUGUUGAAGAUGUAGCUAAAAACUUGAAGGAUUAAGAAGCCUUAAACUAAGUUGUAACUCUUAAAAAUGUAAGGAAAGUUUAUUCUUCAGGAAAAUUAGCAGUAAAUGGAAUCAGCUUUACUAUGUACAAUGGUUAGAUUUUUGCCCUUCUAGGACAUAAUGGAGCUGGUAAGACAUCAACAAUUUCUAUGCUAACAGGAAUGUAUGAAAUGACUGAUGGUUAGGCAAUAGCAUUAGGAAAAGAUGUAUAAUAAGAAAUGAGUGAUAUCAGAACCUUCAUGGGUGUUUGUCCUUAAUACGAUAUCUUGUUUGAUAACUUAACUGUGAAGGAACAUCUUGAACUUUUUGCUGUAUUUAAAGGUAUGACUGACUCUAAGCUUAUCUAAUAAGAAGCUCUUAAACAUAUACAAGAUGUAGAUCUUGGUGAAAAAACUAAUGAGUUAGCCAGAAAUUUAUCAGGAGGUCAAAGAAGAAGAUUGAGUGUUGCAAUAGCAUUUAUUGGUGGAAGUAAGCUAAUUUAUUUAGAUGAACCCACAAGUGGUAUGGAUACAUCAGCUAGAAGACAUAUUUGGGAUAUGCUUAAGCGCUAUAAAAAUGAUAAGGUUAUAUGUUUAACUACACAUUUCAUGGAUGAAGCUGACUACUUAGGUGAUAGAAUAGGUAUUAUGGCAGAUGGUUAAAUUGUUUGUUUAGGUCGUCCUCUAUUUUUGAAAAAUAAAUUCGGUACUGGAUAUAAUCUUACAAUAGUUAAAAAGAAUCCUACUGAUAGCUCAGAACCAAUCAAAUAAUUCAUUUAAAAGUUUAUUCCAGAUGCCAAAAUUCUCUCAGAUGUCUCAGCUGAAAUAGGAUUUUAAUUAAAGAAUGAAUCAAUAAGCGCCUUCCCUCAGAUGUUCAAUAGUCUUGACUAAAGUUUGGAAUAAUUAAAUAUCCAAUCUUAUGGUAUUUCUAUUACCACUCUCGAAGAAGUCUUCUUGCGUGUUGCUCACUUAAAAGAAGAAAAGAAAGAAUAAAUACGUUUAGAAAAGUUACAUCUAGAAAAAAAGCGUUUAUCGGUUGAACAAUAAAAAAUUGAAGAAGAUACCAUGAAUGAAGCUGAUAAUAUUGAUUUCCAAAAGAUAAGAAUCACAAAGUCAUCCAAAUUAUUCUUCAUUCAUGUUUGGGCCUAAAUUGUUAAACGUGCUAUCUAUUUCAAACGUGAUGUUCGUUCUCUUCUUUGUGAAGUAGUUUUACCAUGCCUAGUUGUUGUUUUUGGUUUAAGCUUAACAUUGAUUAAAUUUAUCUAAGAAUCACCUGCAGUUGAGCUUGUCCCAAGCAAUUUCCCCACUCCUUUAAAUGCAGUAGUUAGCAAAGAUCCUUCAAUAACUUCUUAAGUUGCUGAUGGUAUAUUUGGCAGCUUCGUGAAUAGCUCACUUUACAAUUUUGCCAAACCAUAUCAAACUGCUAUUACUCCAAAUUUAUGGGACACCGAAGUUUUUAAUCAAAAAAAUACUGAUUCUGUUCUUGGUUAUUAUAUCAAUUCUAUCUCACCAACUACUUAUUCAUAUACAGCAGAAAUUAACACCAUUUAUAGAGAUGCAGCACCUUUUGCUAUGAAUUAAAUGAAUAAUGCAAUAAUUAAUUAUUACCUGAAGUAAAAUAACUUGCCAACUAUAACCAUUACUGUUACAAACGAUCCUUUACCUUUAACAAAAGAAAUUAAAAGCUUUGAAGGUAGCGCAACUGGUAUUGUUGCUAGUUUUAUUUAUGCUAUAGCCUAUUCCUUCAUCCCCGCUUCCAUUAUCACAUUUACUGUUAAAGAACGUACUGAUAAAAUCAAACAUUAAUAAUUAGUUAGUGGUGUUGGACUUUUUAGUUAUUGGUUCAGUAACUAUUUAAUAGAUAUGGUAAAACAUAUAAUUCCUGCCGUUUUUGCUAUUUGCAUGGUUUAUGCAUAUAAUAUCAGUGCUUUCACAGCUGAUGAUUGCAUGGGAGCUGUUGUCUUGCUUCUAUUCCUUUAUGGAUGGAGUGUUAUCCCCUUCACUUACUUUAUUGGUUUCCUUUUUGAAGAUUAUGGUAAUGCAUAGGUUGCAGCUUUCUUCAUAAACUUUAUGGCUGGUGGUAUUUUCCCUCUCAUUAUUUUUAUCUUGAGAAUUAUCAAAUCAACAAGAGAUGCUGGUAUAAUAGUUGGAUGGAUAUUAAGAAUCAUACCUUCCUUUAGCUUUGGUUAUGGUAUAUUAAAUAUAGGAAAUCGUAAUCUUUAUGCCUUCUUUGAUGGUUCUAAAACACCUCAAUCAGCCUUUUCUUUGGAUAUCUCUGGUGGUGACCUUAUUCUUACAUUUGUAGAAGGUUUCUUCUACUUCUUUUUAGUAUUUGCAAUCGAAAUAGGUUCACAUAUUGGCAGUAUAUCUCGUUUAAUCAGUAACGAAGCAUCAGUUCCAUAUGUACCUAAAGAAUAUGAUGAAGAUGUUCAAAAAGAAAUUACAAGAGUUGAAAAUUCUAAACCAAGUGAUUUUACUGUCAGAGUAAAUAAGCUUCGUAAAGUUUUCAUUCCAAAUAAAGACCGUAUUAAAGUAGCUGUAGAUUAAGUUUCUUUCGGUAUUUCUAAUGGUGAAUGUUUCACUUUAUUAGGUGUGAACGGAGCUGGUAAAACAACAACUUUUAAAAUCCUUUCAGGAGAAAUAAAUCAAACCUCUGGUGAAUGUCAUAUCUAUGGCUAUGAUGUAUCAAAAGAGCUUUCUUCAGCACGUGCUCAUAUCGGUUAUUGCCCAUAAUUCGAUGCUUUAAUUGAAAAUUUAACUGCUAGAGAACAUCUCGAACUCUAUGCAGCAAUUAAGGGAAUACCUUACGAACUAAGAGAGCGUCUUGUCAAAUAAAAAAUAGUAGAAAUGGAUUUAACUGAAUUUGAACAUAAAUUAGCUGGUACAUACAGUGGUGGUAACAAGCGUAAACUCUCUGUUGCCAUAGCUAUGCUUGGUAAUCCUGAAACUGUCUUCUUAGAUGAGCCUUCAACAGGCAUGGAUCCUGCUGCAAGACGUUUUAUGUGGAGUGUCAUUUCUAGAAUUUCAACAAAACGUAAAGCAUCUAGCGUAAUCCUAACAACCCACUCUAUGGAAGAAGCAGAAGCAUUAUCUACUCGUAUUGCUAUUUAGGUUGAGGGUAUACUUAAAUGUAUAGGAACGGUUUAACAAAUUAAAGAUAAAUUUGGUGAAGGUUAUGAAGUUGAAAUCAAGCUAACAGUACCUUCAGAUGAUGAAUUGAUUAGCAACUUAUCAAGCCUUGGUAUUAGUUAAUAAGAAGCUUUAAAGCAUAUUCACUUUAAUGAACUCCACUCUUACUUAUAAAGAUUGAAUGGAAUGCAUUACCAAGAAAAAAUUUAAGCCAACGGAGAGGGUUCUUAGCUUUAUGCCAGAUUGAAUUCUUCAUUUGGUGUUAGUGUAUUAUCAUUAGCCUAAUAUAUUAUUUUAGAAACACGCGGUGAUGUAAUUAAAUAAUUUAUCUAAUAAAACUUGGGAUAAUUCACUAUUAUAGAGCAUUUUGAUGAUUUCUAUCGUUUUAGAAUUGAAUCAGAUAUUUCAAUUGGAAAAAUGUUCGAAUUAUUUGAAUAAAAUAAAGCUAAGUUACAAGUGGAUAAUUACUCAGUUAAAUAAGCCACUAUUGAAUAAAUUUUUAAUCUCUUUGCUACAAAUUCUAUUCCCCUCAACUUUAAGAAAAAGGGAAAUCAUAACCACUAUAAUCAUUAAUAACAAUAAUAAAACAUGAUUUAAUAAAAUCCUCAAUAAAUUGAAUUAACUCAUGUAAAUAAAAAUGAAGAAUACAAUCCAUAGCACUAAUAGCUUCAUGUAUAAGACAAAUAUAUAGCUAAUUCUGACUCGAUGUAAACACCUCCUAAUAAUGAAGCUAAUGUAAUAAAUAUAAAAGGUUUCGAACAUCAUAGCAACAAUACAUACUUUAAACCAAAUCAAAAAUAAUGA